AUGACCACCUCAAACUCCCCAUCCCAACCCCUGAAACAGGCCGCGUACAAUCAAUCCAAGAACCCCGUCACACGCACACCUGCCGGGCAGCGAGUAGCACCUCCGCCACGACAGCGCGGUGACCCCGUACCCUCUAUAAAUCGUCACACAGCCGACUCCCGCCCAUCCGACGAUGAAUCUCUAGCGCAUCUGCAGGAGAAGCGUCAGCGACAGCAGGUGGUCAUGUGGGAUGCCAUAGAUGUCGAUCUAGAGUAUGGUGCCGAACAGCAGCCGGAUGAGGGUGAUAUUGCAGCCGCUGUGAAAGAGAAAGGCCGACGAGCGCAAGCAGGUGCGCAUGCCGGUCCGGUGGGCAGUGCCUUCGGACCCGGGUAUACAGGGGUUGGAGAAAAACGCGAUUUGGCGGCGGAUAUGGGGCGGGAAUGUCAGGAGCAUGAUCGCGUGUUGGGCGAUAGUGUUGGGCAGUCACCCCCGGAGUCAAAUGGGGAGACAGCGGAGGGAACGCUUGAGACGGCGGGAGUUGGGGGAUAA
Aspergillus tanneri is the source of this 528-nucleotide messenger RNA. RefSeq lists its product as uncharacterized. Bases 1 to 528 code for a protein of 175 amino acids. The record is from RefSeq and is a predicted model, not a curated record. The transcript has a single exon. NCBI's taxonomy places the organism in Eukaryota, Fungi, Ascomycota, Eurotiomycetes, Eurotiales, Aspergillaceae.